Molecule: messenger RNA, 2979 nt
Organism: Lontra canadensis (Northern American river otter)
Lineage: Eukaryota; Metazoa; Chordata; Mammalia; Carnivora; Mustelidae
Gene: DCUN1D3
Product: defective in cullin neddylation 1 domain containing 3
Exons: 3
Coding region: 243-1157 (304 amino acids)
Biological process (GO): positive regulation of ubiquitin-protein transferase activity; protein neddylation
Cellular component (GO): ubiquitin ligase complex
Molecular function (GO): ubiquitin conjugating enzyme binding; cullin family protein binding; ubiquitin-like protein binding
Source: RefSeq, a predicted model, not a curated record
GGCAGUGGUGGAAGAAGAGGCGGCGGCGGCGCGGGUAGGGAGCCUGGAAACGCGAGCGGGGAUGGUAGGUGGUUUGGACCCGCCGGGCCGCCGUCGUUUCCAGAAAGGGUUUGACUGGAGGAACCUCUGGAGCAGCUGUUGGCUGGCUCCUCUGGCUGAUGGCAUGUUGAGACACAUGGGCCAGUGGCAGCGAGGGCAUCUGAUCCAGAGGGGGCCACUCUAGGGGCCAGGCCAUCAGCACCAUGGGCCAGUGUGUCACCAAGUGCAAGAAUCCCUCAUCAACCCUGGGCAGCAAGAACGGAGACCGUGACCCUGGCAGCAAGUCACACAGCAGGCGGAGCGCAGGCCACCGCGAGGAACAGCCACCAGCCUGUGGCAAGCCAGGUGGGGAUAUCCUUGUCAAUGGGACCAAGAAGGCAGAGGCUGCCACCGAGCCCUGCCAGUUGCCAAUGUCCUCUGGAGAUGCUGGGAGGGAGCCCAAGUCCAAUGCCGAGGAGUCUUCCCUGCAGAGGCUGGAAGAAUUGUUCAGGCGCUAUAAGGACGAGCGGGAGGAUGCAAUUUUGGAGGAAGGCAUGGAGCGCUUUUGCAAUGACUUAUGUGUUGACCCCACGGAAUUUCGAGUGCUGCUCUUGGCUUGGAAGUUCCAGGCCGCUACCAUGUGCAAAUUCACCAGGAAGGAGUUUUUUGAUGGCUGCAAAGCAAUAAGUGCAGACAGCAUUGAUGGGAUCUGUGCACGGUUCCCUAGCCUCUUAACGGAAGCCAAACAAGAGGAUAAAUUUAAGGAUCUCUACCGGUUUACAUUUCAGUUUGGUCUGGACUCUGAAGAAGGGCAGCGGUCACUGCAUCGGGAAAUAGCCAUUGCCCUGUGGAAACUAGUCUUUACCCAGAACAAUCCUCCAGUAUUGGACCAGUGGCUAAACUUCCUAACUGAGAAUCCCUCGGGGAUCAAGGGCAUCUCCCGGGACACCUGGAACAUGUUCCUUAACUUCACUCAGGUGAUUGGUCCUGACCUCAGCAACUACAGUGAAGACGAGGCCUGGCCAAGUCUCUUCGAUACCUUUGUGGAGUGGGAAAUGGAGCGAAGGAAAAGAGAAGGGGAAGGGAGAGGUGCACUCAGCUCAGGGCCCGAGGGCUUGUGUCCCGGGGAGCAGACUUAGUGGCUCUGUCCCAGGAGCAGCAGCAGCAGCAAGGAUCUGCCUGCUGCCCUGCAGCCAACCGAGGAAUUGGACCUUUCUGGAAAUUACUGAAGAUCCAGAUAUUUUCUACUUUACACCUUUCUCUGCCUUGUAUCUGAAAGGGCUCUAAAAUGCUGUAUCAUGUUUUAGGCACUUUCUUCACUUUUUGGUUAUUUUGGUUAUUUCUUUUAGGGGGGUUCCCCAAAAUAUUUGAACCUGGCUACAUGUUGUGUAUUUUUUUUUUUUUUUUGAAGCCUUCAGAUAGAAUAAGCCUGCCAUUUCUUGCACAAAUUAGAUUUCUUUGUGGGGGAGGGAAUAGAGCAGGGAGGGGGGAAUGGGACCGUUAGGUUGAAUUAACAUUACAAGAUGAUACAGUGCCAGAUCUCAGUUUUGCAUAUUCUGUUUUUCAGGGCAGGUCUGUACUGUGUGUAGUGCUGUUUACAUGGUUGAAUUUAGGUUGUAAGAAUUAUUUUAAAAGAUUUACACAGAAUUGAAUAGCAGUGUUAACUGUUAACCAUACUGCAUUAAUUCCCAGGCGAUUUAAAGCUCUUGGAGAGCCAAGGCCAGCCAAGAGCAUUUGUAGUCUGGUGACAACCCCCUUUUUAAGCUAAUUUAUCCGAAACCCUUAUUUUCUUCACUUCUUGCUCAUUCCUUCUUUGACCUAUUGCAUUUCAUGUUGAGUUUAUCCAUCAACAUGCUGCACCUGUCAGUCAAGUGAGCAGUUUUUUUUUUUUUUUUUUUUUUUUUUUUUAAGAACACAACAUAGUACUGAGAACCACUUAAGCAUUGAAUGCAGAGAAAGCAGUGCUACCUCAGUUUUGCUGGAAGUAGACUUUGAUAGUUUUCUUUUUUCGAUGAAUUUUCUGUAUUUUCAUGUUGUAAGUGAAAAUACAUUUUUUUUUUUUUUUUUUUUUUUUUUUUUUCAUUUGCCUUGGAGCCAAAGUUUCUGUUCCUGGUGGUCGGAAAACUGUGCCUGCCGGCCAACUGACUUGAAGGAAAACUGUGGUAUGGAGCUCUGCUUGAAUAUUUUUAAUUUAUUUUUUUUUAAAGUUUUUUUGAGUAUCAUCAGCUUACUUGUCUGGCAAGUGCAGAUGCCUGGGGCUGGCCUGAACUCUGCCAAACAAAUAUAGAAGUGUAUUUAAUAGUUAAACGUGUGCCCUUUCCCUUCUUGCUGCACCCAUGUUGUCACUUAACCCCCAGGAGUUAUUUAUUAUCUUCUUUGUUAAUGUCAGGCUCAUUUGGGGUAAUGUGAUGACUGUUUAGGUUUACAUGACCCUUCUCUCCUUCCCCUACCCCCAAAUAUGUAUAUAUACAUAUAUAAGAUAUGUAUAUAUUUUACCUAUAUAAAAUAUAUAUAUACACAUAUAUGUAUCUAUAUUCCUUUGUUUCUUUGCCUGCUAAAACUGGCCAUAAAAGAGGGAGCUGCCUUCAAUAUAUAAAGCAUAAGAAGAGUGCCAGGGAGCGUCCUAAAUGGAGGUUUUUGAAUCUGAAUUUGGACCAUCCUCACUAAAGAGAGGAUGAAUUUUCUCAGCCUUUUCCUCAUAAGAGGGAGGCCCAGUUGCCCAGACUCCUCCAUGUGCUUGCUCCAUAAGGCCAGCUUUGGCCAAACUGCCACACAGGAGCUGACUCUGGUCCUACCUGGUUUCAGUAAAGGGUCCUCUUGUUAUUUUUCCAUUAAAAAAACAUGUCCUCAAAAAACUGUACUGGAAGGGUGGGUGGCAGGAACUUGUACAGUUCAGCUCCCAACACUUGGGAACAGAUUGAAAAGGGAAUCUUUUAAAUAAAAACUUAUAAAAUAUUUAUA